CUGAGGCCUGGGGCCUCACCUCCUUGGGCAGCUUGGGGUUCCUGCAGCAGCCACUGCCCUGCCUAACCCCUCCCACAACCCACCAUGUUAGUUGGUACCCCCCACCUGCUGACACUGGAUGAAGCUGAUGCCACGUGGGCUCUCAUCAAGGAUAAAAACACAGAGCCAGAGUCUCGGCCAGCAAUAUCUUUGGUUAUCGAGGAGCGCUUUGGGCCCAAUGUAGUGGCAGUCCCUUUCCUGUCGGAUGCAGCCUGCUAUGACCUACUGGGUGUGCUAGUGAAGCAGUCCCGCCCAGCCCACACCCGCCUGGCUUUACCAGGUCGGCAGGGUCGGCGGGCACUACAACCAGUGGGGCCACUACCGAACCUCCUGGAGCAGGCAGGGUCUGAGGGUGCCUUUGCGCACUGCACUCGGGAAUACUCACCAAACGGCAGAGCAGAGAUAGCCUAUGAAGAAAUGCGACUGUUGGAUGGGCAGCCCUGCCGGAUCCGCCUGCACAUGGGUGGCCUGCGCAAGAAGGUGGCCUUCCUGCUGCUGCCACCAGGGCAGGUGAGCCUACAGCAAAAUCUUCCCUGGCUCCGAAGCACCCACAGCAUCUAUGUCAUCUACCAGGUCUUCUCCUGUUCCUGGCUGCAGCUCGGGCUGUUACCUACAGCCCAUGAGCCCCAGCUGCUUCGGUUACAGCGGUCACUGCCUGUUGCCUUCUCCUGCCUCAAGUUUUCACUGCAGCCCAAAGGAGUGCUGGGACCGCAGAAGCCUCUGACCAAAGAUCCACUGCCCCAUGGUGCCAACUGGGUCAGACCCAACCUCGGCAUCAUGCCAUCUCUGGCCCCUACAUCCGCCCCUGCCAAUACCCCUGAAGCUGCUGAUGUGCCCCCACCUGUCCCAGCCCCACCUACACCACCUCCACAGGAAAGGCCAGGAGGCAGACCCACCAGAUUCUCCUACAAGGGUCGAAACCCCUUCCGCAGGAGGCCCCAGAUGUUAUCAGGCAAGACAUCAACUGUUCGCAGACAGGAAUGAACCAUGUGUCAGAUUCUGUAUUUCUACAGACCACACACGUCGGCAGACCCUCUGGCUAUAUAUACCUGUUGGCAGAGCUUCCAACAAUACUUAAUGGAAUGAACACCUAUGAAGAGAGACCCUGAGAAAUGCGGGGACUGAGUGAGUGGCUGCCAGGAGACAACAGCAAUGUAAUAAGUGAGGGAAUGCCUGUCAGUGGAGACUGCAGCAGCACAGAAGCCAGAGGGAACCUGGAAGAAUCCCAGCUGGGAAGUGGGCGGGGCUGUGAACAAGGAGUCUGAGUCACCUUCUCCAACAGUGGUGUAUCUCUCAGGAGGUAGAAGAAAAAGAAGCUCAAGCACAGCUGACAGGAAAAGGAAAAAAUAGGUGGGUCCAGAAUAGAGGAAACCAUUUGUUUUAGAAAAUAAGAAGGGUAGUUCUUCGGUGGCUAGGCUAAGAGAAGAGAAGAGAACAGACACCUGUAAGCACUCCCUGACUCCUCUGAAUCCCCACAGCACUUUCCCUCUACUUCCCAUAUGGCACCUGGAGCUCCCUGAAGACAAUUAUCGGGUCUUGGGCCAGGGCACAACUGCACAGUCUAGGCACUCAUCAUUUACUACAUAACUGUGGAAGGAUUAAAAGCCAAAUGCAGUGGGAAAGAGAUGAGACAGCAGUUUACACUUUGGACAACACAGAUGUUCAGAUUUACCCUAAAUGACCAUUUUAACUAGCAAGGAAAACAUUCCCACUCACUGAAAGGUUGUUUGGUAGGUAUAAAAAUAGCCCCCCAAAGAUGUCAGGCCCUAAACUCCAGAACCUGUAAGUAUUUUACCUUACAGGACAAAAAAGUAUGGUUAUGGUUACGGAAUUUGAGAUGUGGACAGUAGCAUGGAUUACCCAGAUGGACCCGUCUAAUCACAUGAGUCCUUAAAAGCAGAGAGCUUUUUCUAGCUGGGUCAGAAAAAGGAAAAGAAAUCUGAAGCAUGAGAGAGACUUGAUCCACCAUUGAUGGCUCUAAGGAUAGAAGGGGACCAUGAACCAAGGAAUUUGGUUGGCCUCAGAAUCUGGGAAUGGUCCUCUGCUGACAGCUGGCAAGAAAACGGGAAUCUCAGUCCUAUACCUAGAAGGAAACAAAUUAUACCAACAACCCUACUGAGUAGGUAAAUGGAUCCAGUCUUAGAGCCUCCAGAAAGGAACACCGCCCCACCAAACAUUUUGACUUUAGCCUGACGAAAUCCAUAUCAUAUACAUAUAUAUGAUUACAGAGCUGCAAGAUAAUAAAUUUGUGUUGUUUUAAGCCUCUAUAUUUAUGGUAAUUUGUUAUGACAGCAAUAGGAAAUUAAAACAGAUAGGUGCACAGACAGAUGAGCUAGCAUGAUUGAUGUUAAGCCACAGAAGACAAACUUAAAGAAGUUCAAAGUCGGGGCAACAGGAUCAAGCCUAAAAAGGCCAAACAGUGGAAAGGAAAGCAACUACAUCCUGAAAUCAGAAGUGUUCCGGUUCCUCGAAGAAGCAGGAACCAAGAAGAAAUACCCCAAGAACUUGAAGGCUCCUGAGACCAGAGGACCAAGACUAAUAGAAACAAAUGCCAAAAACGAAAGACAAUGGGAGAGAACCAAAGAAGUGAGGAUAAGAUUAAGACAAAAGCAAGAUGGAUAGGUAGAGCCUGGCAUAGGGAAAAGAAAAAUCAACCUUAAGAAGGAAAUCAAUAGUCCCAAAACACAAAGAGGACAUUCCAUCAGGCCAAACAGAUAUAAGACCAUAGUCUAACUUUAGCAUAAUGAGAAAUAAAACUUUUUUGGUAUCUUUAUAAAAUUAAAGCUUUGACACCAAUUCCCUGUUGAUUUUUGCCAAUAAUAAUUUCUCCAUACAUGUAUCAUAAUUACUUUUUGGAAUAAUGUAAAGACGUGUAUGCCCUGUAUAUUAUAAUUCAAGAGAUCUCAGGCAGAGUCUAGAAAAUACUGUUGUUGCCAUUUUUAAAUUCUGAGUUGUGCACCUGGUUCAGAAACACUGGUCUCAUCAGUCAGAGUGGAAUAUCUCAUCUGUAACCUCAGUUAUUCAGAAAUCUCACCUAUACAAAAUAUAGCUCUCCUGAAACCUCACCUACCACAAGGCUGACUACCAGGUAUCUCAAUUAUCUUGAAGGGUUUUUCCAUAACCUUUAGUAAUCCAAGGACUUCUAUUUUAAACAUCAGGACCUAGGGAACUUCAAUUAUUUGUAAAAAGAAGAAUAAGAUACAAAAAUAAGAAACAAAAAUGGUUCCAGAGCCAACCAAAUGCCGUAAAAUCCAUAAUUAAAU
Canis lupus familiaris (dog) is the source of this 3302-nucleotide messenger RNA. RefSeq names its product chromosome 21 C11orf42 homolog (gene C21H11orf42). Lineage: Eukaryota; Metazoa; Chordata; Mammalia; Carnivora; Canidae. Bases 85 to 1023 code for a protein of 312 amino acids. The transcript is spliced from 4 exons. The record is from RefSeq and is a predicted model, not a curated record.